GUCAGUUCACUGACCAACCACGGCGCGACCUCAUUGCCGUAAAGUGUGACGAUGAGGUCCAGAAUGAUGAGACUGGAGUUUCACUCAUAAUUUCUUGAAUUUAAAGCGAUUCUCGCCAUUAUCGACUGUGACAGAAACUUCACUAUGGCAGUCCCUGCUUUGCUCAUUCUCUAUGGCAGCCAGACCGGGACGGCCCAGGACACAGCUCAGAGGAUUGCGAGGCAGGCGCUGAGAAGGCGUCUCCGAGUGCAUUUGUCUAGCCUUGAUGACUACAAUGUUGCUAACUUGAUCUCCGAGUCACUUGUUGUUUUUGUCUGCUCUACCACUGGCCAAGGAGACCCUCCCGACAACAUGAAGAUCUUCUGGAGAUUCCUCUUCAGGAAAUCUUUACCUCUUGGAUCUCUGUGUCAAGUGGACUGUGCUGUACUAGGCCUGGGAGACUCUUCUUAUCCUAAGUUCAAUUUUGUGGCCAAGAAGCUCCACAAGCGUCUUGAACAGUUGGGUGCUACAAUGUUACUACCUGUUGGGCUAGCUGAUGACCAACAUGACCUGGGGCCCGAUGCAGUGAUUGAAAUGUGGUUAAAGUCAUUUUGGGAAAAAGCCUUUGCCCUGUACCCACGUUUUGCGGAUAUGAUCCCACUGAGAGACGAUGAGCCGCUUCCUCCAACAUACACUUUUAAUUUCCUGGAUGAUGUAAACGAGAAGACAGAUAACUGUCAAAGAAUUCCUACCCAGCAAACUGGCCUCUCUGAAGGGAAUCCCUUUCAUGCCAAAUUGCUGUCCAAUGAGAGAGUAACUGACCCGGUGCAUUUUCAAGACGUGAGGCACAUUGAUUUUGACAUCACGGGAUCUAACAUAGAUUUUACUGCAGGUGACGUUGUUAUGAUGCGUCCUUGCAACGCCGCCGAAGAUGUUCAGGAAUUCUGUAAUCUGUUGGGAUUAAAUCCAGAGGCCAGAUUUUCUCUUACAGCAACAGAUGGUUGUAAAGUUCCUACGAGGCUUCGGCAGCCAUGUACGUUGCGUGACCUGGUGGAACGCUACCUAGACAUUGCAGCGGUGCCUCGUCGCUCCUUCUUCGAACUGCUUGCCACCGUCUCCACAAAUGAGUUGGAGCGGGAAAAGCUGAUUGAGUUCAGCUCAGCAGAAGGUCAGGAGGAUCUGCACAUAUACUGCAAUCGACCGCGCCGAACAGCAUUAGAGGUCUUAGCAGACUUUCCCCAAACAACAGCACAACUCAAAGUGGACUACCUGCUGGAUCUUUUUCCUGAGAUCCAGCCACGUUCAUUUUCCAUUGCUUCCUCUCUCCGGGCUUACCCACACAGGCUCCAGAUCCUGGUAGCGGUUGUAAACUAUAAAACCAAGAUCUAUAAACCACGAAGAGGCCUCUGUUCCACGUGGUUGGCCUCGCUUGACCCCACAAUAGGAGAUGUCUUUGUGCCCCUCUGGGUCAAAAAGGGAAGUCUCAAGUUUCCCACAGAAACAAACAUCCCUGUGAUCAUGGUUGGACCUGGAACAGGAGUGGCACCCUUUAGGUCAGCUUUACAAGAGAGGAUUGCCGAAGGUAAAAAUGCCAAUGUCCUUUUCUUUGGCUGUCGAUCAGAGUCUAAAGACUUCUACUUCAGGUCCGAGUGGAAGGACAUGACAAAAAAUGGACAAUUGACCCUUUUCACAGCUUUUUCUCGGGACCAGGAAGAAAAAGUUUAUGUGCAGCAGCGUGUGCGAGAAAACGCGCUGCUCAUUUGGGACUUGAUCGCAAAUAAAGGUGCCUACUUUUACAUUGCUGGGAAUGCUAAAGACAUGCCAAAUGGUGUGUGCGAUGCACUGAAGGCGGUGUUUCAACAGAAUGGAGGUCUUUCCUCUGAGGAUGCGGAGAAGAUGCUAGCGGGCAUGGAGAAGUCUGGAAAAUUCCAGAGUGAGACCUGGUCCUGAUCAGUUGCUUUCAGAACUGUAGCCUUCAUAUUCCACAGAAAUAGCAACUGCUGCUUAGGCUGUACUGUGAAAAGUAAGCAACAUUCUUUGGAAGGAGCAUAAUUGUCUAUUUUAAAAGGAUUGAAGAGCAUUUCAAACCUGCUGCUGAAAUCAAUUAGGUUUUCUUAACUCAGCUUUUGAAUGAAUGGACAUUCGCCUUUGAGUUUUUAUUCCUAUUACAAGACAUACAGUGGGGCAAAUAAGUAUUUAGUCAACCACUAAUUUUGCAAGUUGUCCCACUUGAAAAUAUUAGAGAGGCCUGUAAUUG
Messenger RNA from Corythoichthys intestinalis (scribbled pipefish), 2236 nucleotides. It is a transcript of the gene ndor1, whose product is annotated as NADPH dependent diflavin oxidoreductase 1. The coding region runs from base 145 to 1929 and encodes 594 amino acids. Gene Ontology annotation, molecular function: NADPH-hemoprotein reductase activity; flavin adenine dinucleotide binding; FMN binding. The record is from RefSeq and is a predicted model, not a curated record. The transcript is spliced from 15 exons. Gene Ontology annotation, cellular component: cytosol. NCBI's taxonomy places the organism in Eukaryota, Metazoa, Chordata, Actinopteri, Syngnathiformes, Syngnathidae.